Pocillopora verrucosa is the source of this 801-nucleotide messenger RNA. The record is from RefSeq and is a predicted model, not a curated record. NCBI's taxonomy places the organism in Eukaryota, Metazoa, Cnidaria, Anthozoa, Scleractinia, Pocilloporidae.
AUGACGCAGCACAUCGGUUUGAAGCCGAGUACGCUUCAAGAAAUUCCAGACUACACGCAGAAGGAUAACAGCCUUCUAGAACUGAUUAAAGUCAUCAAGGCUGGUUGGCCUGAAACUAAAGGAGAGCUAUCUCAUCUGGUGUUGCCCUUCUUUGACAUUCGUGAUGAGUUGAGCGCCUGCGAUGGCAUUGUCAUUAGAGGAGAAAGAGUAGUGGUCCCAAAGUCGCUGCGUCGAGACAUGUUUUAUCGUCUGCAUUAUGCUCAUAGUGGAGUUGUAAGCACCCUUUUGCUCGCUAGAGCAAGUAUAUACUGGCCAGGAAUGAGCGCUGAAAUCAAGCAGUUUAUUGAAAUGUGUGAUGUCUGCAGGGCGUUUGACCGGAAGCAGCCUAAGGAGACUCUCAUUCCUCAUGAAGUGCCCGGCCGGCCAUUGUCGAAAGUUUGGGUUAACGUGUUCACUUACAGGGGUCGAAACUGUCUCAUUUGUGUUGAUUACUAUUCUUCUUUCUGGGAAAUCGAUUCCCUUGACAAAACUACUUCGGGGGCGGUAGUACAGAAGUUAAAGUCGCACUUUGCAAGGAAUGGAAUCCUGGAGACGUGUGUACCUGACAACGGUCCUCAGUUUACCUCGACUGAAUUUAAGGAAUUUAGUCGCCAGCGGAACUUUGUGCAUGUAAGUUCGCCAGCUUAUCCGCAAAGCCACGGAAAGGUAGAAGCAGCUGUUAACUCCGCUAAAAAUGAGGAAGUCAAGAAAAGCCAGAACAGAUCCGUACCUCGCUCUCCUCGAAUACAGAAACACGCCUAG